Messenger RNA from Apaloderma vittatum (bar-tailed trogon), 663 nucleotides. It is a transcript of the gene CFAP107, whose product is annotated as chromosome unknown open reading frame, human C1orf158. NCBI's taxonomy places the organism in Eukaryota, Metazoa, Chordata, Aves, Trogoniformes, Trogonidae. The record is from RefSeq and is a predicted model, not a curated record. The coding region runs from base 1 to 663 and encodes 220 amino acids. The transcript is spliced from 4 exons.
AUGGCAUACGAAGACGAGGAACAAACAUGGUUGAAAGUUGAACCCAAAUACUCUAGUAAAGUUCUCAUCGGAAACUGGCUGGAGGAGAGGAGAAGGUUUACAACAGACACCAGGGUGCCUGGCAGCAGCAUAUACAAAACGGACUUCAUCUGCUUCCCAGAUCACAAAGCAAACACAUUACUGAGGAGAGCCAUGGUGGAAAAAUACGAGGGGCUGCCGGCGCAGCACUUCCUCGCCCAUCAUGACGAACCGAGAAGCCGGCAUUUAGUAUCGGAGUAUGAUGACCAGUACAAUAGACACGGUUACAACCCCGCGCUGCCUCCCCUCCGCGUGUGGAACGGGCGCAAGCUUGCCUGGGUGCCUCAGAAAACAGAUUUCCCUAUUCUCGAACCACCCACCAACUAUGGCCUUCUGGAGCACCUGAUGAAGAAAUGGUUCGAGAAAGAAGCUGACGUGAUGAUCAGCGUCUACACCAUUUCCUACGGAAGACCACCCAGUUCUGCUUUUGCUACUUGCCCACCGAGGCAAACUCGUAACUCUUGUUCCACCUGGGGGUGUUUUCCCCACGUUAGUCCAAUCCUGGACUAUGAAGGGGGUCAGAAAUACCUGCAAGCCAUCAGCCAACUGGGGAGAGACAGCAAAGCAAGGGACACCUCUGUGUAA